AUGAGCAAGCUUCUCGACUCCAUUUCCUCUGGCCUCUUAGCGGAAUUAGAGGCUACUAUGCGUGAUGUGGAGUUGGGAGAUCAGCAAUCGUACAUGGCGCAUAAAACGCCGUUGGAGUUGUACGCGUUUUUGCUGCAAUGGUUCGUUACGGCGGCUGAGAAGGUCAAGGCCACUGAGGAUGGCGAUGCGCCACCCCCAGCAGCGGCUACCAAGGGCAGGAGAGGGAGGGGAGGGAAGGCUGGAGCGGGGAGAGGGGCAGGUCGUGGAGCUGCGAGCAAGAAGAAUGAGGCGUGGACUUGGCAGGACCAGAUCCCUGCGACACUUGGGCUGAUUGUCAAAGUUCUGCGUCUUCAGACGCAACGUAUUUGGACGACGACUGCUGAAAGGGAAGACUUUAUCAAAACCAUUACAAGACCCGCAUAUCACGUCGCUGAAAACGAACAAUACAUGAAAAAGUCAGAUAUCAAGCUCUGGGUCUACAAGGUCAUCUGUCUCUCCGUGAAACACCAUGGUCAAUCUUUUGCUGUUCACAUCAACAUCAUCCAAUUUCUUACAUUCUUCGAACACCUCUCCGAGCCCAUGGCAGAGUGCCUCACCGUCCUCGCUGGGGAGUACGACCAUGCUCAAGUCGGGGACGAAAUCCUCCGCGACAUCGCGGGCAAGACUUUCAACGCGCAAGAUAGCAAAGGCCCUCGUGCAUUCGCGAGGUUCCUCGUCAAAUUCGCAGAACUCGCUCCACGCGCAAUACUCAAACAACUCAGCCUCCUUCUAGACCAGCUAGAUUCCGAGUCGUACCCAAUGCGCCAAGCCCUAGUUGAAGUCAUCGGCUCCAUCAUCACCGAGCUCUCAAACACAAGCACAGACAACGACAACUCUAAAACCGCCCAAAAGCAAAUAAGCGGACUCUUCGACCUUCUCCUCGAACGCACGCUCGACAUCUCCUCAUACGUGCGCACGAAGCUCCUCCAAGUUCUCGCAAAAAUGUGCGACUUGAAGCCCAAGUUUCCUAAACAGCGCUUGGCGAUUACGGGUGCUGCCAUUGCUGCGCUGGCGGAUAAGGGUGCGACGGUGAGGAAGACGGCUGCGGCACUUUUGGUGAAGCUGUUGGAGACGCACCCGUAUCGCACGCAUGGGGGUAUGUUGCAGCUUGAUGUGUGGCAGGCGGAGUAUCAGGAUGUUUGUAAGGAGUUGGAGAAGAUUGAGGGGAAGAUUGGGAAUGCGGACGAGGACGACGCGAAAAUGGCCGUGGACGACGACGACGAGAACGCCACGCCCAAGAAAAAGCCCAAGAAGAAAAAGAAACAUUCAAAGCUCAAACCCCGCAAAUCUCAAUUGAACGUGGCUGCCGUUACCGAGGAACAAGCCGUCCUGGCCGGGCUGGAGGGUCAAGAGCUUCAGCUGAUGAAUUUGCGCAAGAAAUACUUUGUCGAGGGAUUGGCGUUUAUUCGUCAGAUUGAGAGUGCAAUGGAGCCGAUGGGGUUGCUUCUAGGAUCGAAGAAUAAGCUGGAGGUUGCUGAGGCUAUUGAGUUCUUCAAGGUUGCGCAUGAUUAUGAGUUUGAGAGUGCCAAGGUUGGGAUUAGGAAGAUGCUCCAUUUGAUAUGGGUAAAGGAUAACAACAAUUCUGGGCCUGCGGAGGAGGCGAAGGAGGGUAAAGGUGUUCGGCAGAAGCUGCUCGAUUGUUAUCGCGGAUUGUACUUUGAAGCCAUCGAGGGUCUGCAGCCGAAAGAGCAAGUCAGCCGUAUCGCGAAGAAUUUGGUAGAGCGAACCUACGAGACCACUUUGGCCGAACUAACAAGUCUGGAGGAGAUGAUGCGUAUUAUGAGUGAAGAGGAGCAAAUUCAUCAAGAUGUCAUUUCCAAACUUUGGCAGAUUUAUAGUUCUAAACAAAACAUUCCGAGCCAGCAGCGUCGUGGAGCCAUCAUCAUCUUGGGCAUGCUUGCCUUGGGAAGACGCAGCGUCCUGAGUGAUCGCGUUGACACUUUACUCAAAGUGGGUUUGGGAUCGUUGGGCAAGGCUGAUCUUACCUUGGCUCGAUACACCUGUGUGGCCUUGCAGCGAUUGAACGGGAGUGCUAAGAAGGUCAAAGGUUCCCUCCUCGACAAAACCAUGCGCAUCGAGAUGACCAACCCCAUCUUCCGCAAACUCCAAGAUGCCGUCAACCAUCCCUGUCGAUCUCGAGAAUGGUUCGGGUUCGCCGAGCAGGUUAUCAACACCGUAUAUGCGCUUGGCGAGCAUCCAGACGUGUUCUGCAAUGAGCUCAUCAAGAAAUUCACUAUCAAAGCUUUCACCCCUCGUGCUCCCAAACCUGCUACGGACCCUGAUGCUAUGGCUGAAGACCACCCAGGAGACGUUACCCAAAACUCAUUGGAAACGGCCACGCAGGACUCGACUCCAGGAACGCAACAGGGUGAUAAGGAGAAGGAUGUCGGCGAUGCUUUUGAGCUGAGCCAGCUUCUUUUCAUUGUGGGACAUGUGGCUAUCAAGCAGAUUGUGUUCCUGGAACUUGUUGAGCGGGAGUGGAAGCGCCAGAAGGACGAAAAACAAGCUGGUAGGUGUCUUAUUCCCGAAAAGUUGGCAGCAAAAGCAAAAGGCACUGAUAAAGCCUCCAAGGAUGGCGAGGAGCUUGAUCAAGUUGCUGGUAAUGCAGAGGACGAGAUUGGAGACCGCGUCGCAGGUGUUCGUGAAACGGAGAUGCUCUACGGCACUGACUCUCUUUUGGCGAUGUACGGCCCCAUGGUCGUCCAUAUUUGUGGUAGCCCCCACAAAUUCAAGAGCCCGACACUGCGAGCAGCUGCAACGCUAUUAUUCAGCAAGUUCCUCUGUGUCAGUUCACAAUUCUGCGACCAGAACCACCGGCUAUUAUUCAAAAUCCUCGAAACGUCCAAAGACGCUAACAUCCGGAGUAACAUCGUCAUCGCGUUGGGCGAUGUCGCCGUGUCCUUUAGCAACAUCAUCGACGAGAACAGUAACGAGCUGUACAAGGGCCUUUCGGACGGCAGCAUCAUCGUCAAGAAGAAUACGCUCAUGGUUUUGACGCAUUUGAUCUUGAACGGGAUGAUCAAGGUGAAAGGCCAGCUUGGGGAGAUGGCCAAGUGCGUUGAAGAUGAAGAUGCACGUAUUGCGGAUCUGGCGAAGCUGUUCUUUAGCGAGCUGUCUACGAAGGAGAACGCGAUCUACAAUAACCUCCCUGAUGGUAACCAUUUGUCGACGGGUGAUCAUGCCGUUGACGAAAAGACUUUCAGGAGUACACUCCAAUACAUCUUCACCUUUAUCGAAAAGGAAAAACAAGCAGAGAACAUCGUCGAGAAGCUAUGCCAGCGUUUCAGGCUCAGCGAAGAUCCUCGUCAAUGGCGCGACAUCGCCUUCUGUCUUUCCCUCCUCCCAUUCAAGUCGGAGCGAUCAGUCAAGAAGCUGAUCGAGGGCUUUCAGUUCUAUCGGGAUAAACUACAUGAACCUCAGGUGUAUGAAAAGUUUACAGAGAUUCUGGCAAAGGUACGGUCUUUCGAGCAGUUUUCAGGGUUAUGA
Molecule: messenger RNA, 3525 nt
Organism: Laccaria bicolor S238N-H82
Lineage: Eukaryota; Fungi; Basidiomycota; Agaricomycetes; Agaricales; Hydnangiaceae
Product: chromosome condensation complex protein
Exons: 14
Coding region: 1-3525 (1174 amino acids)
Biological process (GO): mitotic chromosome condensation; mitotic cell cycle; meiotic chromosome condensation
Cellular component (GO): nucleus; condensed chromosome, centromeric region
Molecular function (GO): histone binding
Source: RefSeq, a predicted model, not a curated record